Molecule: messenger RNA, 3636 nt
Organism: Ogataea haglerorum
Lineage: Eukaryota; Fungi; Ascomycota; Pichiomycetes; Pichiales; Pichiaceae
Exons: 1
Coding region: 1-3636 (1211 amino acids)
Biological process (GO): positive regulation of GTPase activity; Ras protein signal transduction
Cellular component (GO): plasma membrane
Molecular function (GO): protein binding; guanyl-nucleotide exchange factor activity
Source: RefSeq, a predicted model, not a curated record
AUGGGGGACGACACGCCCGCACACAAGCCCGGCCGCACCGCCGUGACGCCCGUGUGCGUCGCCAUGGCGACGCGGUACUUCGACGGCCAGAACGACCCGGCCCUGCUCAGCCUCGUGGUCGACGACAUCGUGUACGUGCUCAACGCCCCAAACUCCCGGUGGUGGGACGGCAUCCUCGUCGACCCGAUCGGCAACGUCACGCGCGGGUGGUUCCCGCCCUCGCACACGCGCAUCAUCCAGCAGGGCACGCCGCUGCAGCCGUCGGUGUCCACUGUGCGCGACGAGCGCAGGACGCUCGAGUCGCUCAACGUCCCGAAAAACGUCUCCUUCUCGUCGACGGCCUCGGCCCAGACGCCGCACAGAGAGAGCUUCCAGAGCACGCGGUCCGGCGACCGCACGCAGGUCGCGGUGGCGUCUGCCGAGGAGAUCAACUCGUACUUCUCGCAGUCGACGUCGCAGCCGAGCUUCAACUUCCUGCCGGUCUGGGUGCCCGAGAUCACCCAGGACGGCGAGUUCGUGUACCACAACAGCGCGCUGAACGUGUACUCCAAGGACCUGCCGCUGAUCAGCGCCGACUACGUCGACCACGACUCGGCGCUCGAGAAGACAGACGUGUCCAGGUUCAACGGCCUGGACGUGGUGCCGAUCGACGCAAAGGACGCCGCGGCAGAGGCCGAGUCGCAGGCAGAGCGCACGUACGACCAGGCGCAGAGCAGAGACACCAUCGCCGACUGUCUCGCCGACACAAACGGCCGCCUGUGGCACAGCCCUGACAUGUUCUACUUCUCGCCCACGGACGUCACGAGCUGGACCGAGCUGUACAAGAAGUUCCGGUACCUGGUCAACAUGUGUCUGGACACGAUCAGCAAGAACUCGCGCGAGCUGUUCCUCGUGUGUCUCAACAACCUCGCCGAGACCGUCACGCUGUUCCAUGUGGCCAGCAACAUGGCGACCAAGGACCUUGAGCGCAACGGCGUCGCCGACAGCGUGCGCGAGAACCUGCACAAGAUAACCAGCUCGCUGUCGCAGCUGGCCAUCAACGGGAACCUGCACUUUGUCGGGUCGAAACACUUGCUGCGCUCUGUGGGCGGCGACGACACCGCCGACGACGAGCUCAGCAGCGCAGACGAGCUGGACCACGGCAGCGACGCGUCGCACGUGUCCGAGACGUUCUAUCGGCGCGCUGAGCGCGACGCCGUCAAGCUGCUCAGGCGCGCGGGCUCGCUCAAGGAGACGUUUUUGCAGCUGCGCUAUUCGAACCACGCGGAGCCGGACACCCUGCCGCUGGUGUACCCGCGCUUCUUCAAGGGCCGUUUCCACGCGGGCAAUUUCUCGAACCCGUUCGAUGACCUCGGCGGCCCUCUGCACAGCUCCGAGAGCCUGUUUAUCGACCCGCACUCGCACAAGAACAACGUUCUUCUCGACGACGAGGCCGUCGAGCGCCUGAGCGACUAUAAAGCCAAGGCGUGCGAGAUCCUCAACAACGUGGUCCAGGUGCUCAGCAUGCUGAUCCCGCGCGACGUCAAGUACAAGAAGUUCAUCGAAGACCGCAACCUCAACAUCGUCACGCUCAUCUACCACAGCGUGCCGUCGCUGAACCGCUUCCUCAACCUCCUCGAGUCGAUCGACUUCACGAUCUUCAUCAUGGUCAACCGGCUCGCGCGCAAGGAACGGCUGCGCAACGAGCGCGUCGCCGAGGACGACGACCCGGAAAGCGCGAACCGGCUUUUCUACGAAACCACCUCCAAGCAGCUCGAGCCGGUGCUCACAGAGUUCGUCGAGCUCAAACAGUCGCUCCACGACACGCUCAGCGACCUCAUCAUGGACGCCCAGAACAUCACCGUCGACGACCCAGAGGUGUUCGAGGGCCUGAAGGAGGAAGAGACGUUCUACGACCAGUCUGUGCUGGGGCUCAAGACCGAGCAGUUUGCGCGCGCGCUCGUGGCCAACCUCAACGAGAAGGACUUCAGAGACCUCAACGACGGCGAGUACCUGUACGACUCGAACCUGAAACUGCGCGCGACGAUCUCCAAGGCAUUGCAGCAGUUUGACCUCGUCAUCAUGUCGACGACCCAGCUGAAGGAAGAACGCCAGUCGAUCCUCAACUACUGCACGAGGCUCAUGAACACAGACUUCAGCGUCGCGUCGCUCUUUGUCGCCGAACGGCACAACACCAUGGUCUCCUCCGUGAGCCAGUCGGAGUACAGCUACGGGCGGCGCAAGUCACGUGACACGGAGACGGAGCUGCCGUGGUUCUUGGACGCCGACGACGAGGAGCAGUCGGUGAUUUUCGACAUGAACGGCAUCAAGGGCGGGCCUGCGGGGGGUCUGGUGUCGCGGCUGGUGAACCCGACCCACGACAACGACGACGAGUUCAAGGAGACCAUGCUGGCCAUGUUUGUGACGUUCAUGACGCCGGUGGCCUUUUUCAGCGCGCUCAUGGACAGGUACAACAUCCAGAUGCCCGAGGGGCUGAGUUACGAGGAGUACAGCAUUUGGGUGGAGAGAAAGCUCAAGCGGCAGCGCGAAGAGGUUCUGCGCACGUUCGCCAAGCUGUUCAGCACCGCGUGGCUCGUGCAGUACAGUUCUCCGGAGCUGAAAACAAAGUGGGAGCUUUUUAUCGAGAGCAACAACGUGGACGCGAAGCUCGCGCAGCUGGGGCGGCUGGUGAUGGCGAUGAAGACGCAGGACGAGUGGUUUGCUGAGUUUGGCCACGGCAAUCCGGAGCCGAAGCCGUUUGAAGGCCGGCCGCCGGUGCCGCUGAUGCUUGGCAAGAAUCUGCGCAACACGAACAAGCUGCGGCUGCGGGACAUAGACUCGAUGGAGUUUGCGCGCCAGAUCACGCUGAUCCAGUGCGAGCUGUUCCGCAAGAUCGACAAGUUCGACCUGCUUGCGCGGUCGUACCGCUUCAACCGCAUUUUCAAGCACUCUGAACCGGUUGGGUCCAAAAACAUCGCCAAUUUUGUGCGCAACUGCAACCUUAUUACACAUUUUGUCAUCUACAUGAUCCUGCGUCAGCGCGAUAUCCAGUCCAGAGCAGAGAACAUCAAAUAUUUCAUCAUUGUUGCCGACAAACUGCUCAAGCUCCGGAACUACUCGACCAUGACGGCGAUUAUCUCCGGGCUCAGCUCGACAUCAAUCAGCAGACUCAAGAAAACGUGGGUUCUUGUACCGAAACACCUGAUGGCCAACUUCGAGAAGAUGGACCAGCUGAUGUCGAUCGGCAAGAACUACAGCGAGUACCGCAGCAUCCUCAAGUUCGUCAACGAGGACUCAGAGCCAUGUCUGCCGUUUUUGGGCAUGUACCUGUCGGACCUGCGGUUCCUCACCGACGGAAACCCAGACUACCUGCACAACAACCGCAACCUCGUGAAUUUCGGCAAACGGCUGAGCAUUUACCGCACCAUCCAGGAGGUGAUCAAGUUCAACGCCAAAGCCUACCAUUUCGAAAAAAUCGACGAGUUAUGGUCUUAUUUCCAUGACAUGUGGGAGCAGCUCCCGGACGACGACAAGCUAUACAACAUUUCGCUGAAGCUGGAGCCGAUGGUCAGUUUGGUGACCCAGCAGGAUACCGAGAAACGCGUGCGAGGAGUGGAAGCGCGCGUGUUCAAGAGAAACGUUCCCGCCCGCUUAUGA